Messenger RNA from Boeremia exigua, 1323 nucleotides. RefSeq lists its product as uncharacterized. The transcript has a single exon. Gene Ontology annotation, cellular component: Golgi apparatus; TRAPP complex. NCBI's taxonomy places the organism in Eukaryota, Fungi, Ascomycota, Dothideomycetes, Pleosporales, Didymellaceae. Bases 1 to 1323 code for a protein of 440 amino acids. Gene Ontology annotation, molecular function: protein binding. The record is from RefSeq and is a predicted model, not a curated record.
AUGAGCCUCAACCCCCAGCGCAGCGCCGCACACGGCCGCUCGCCCAGCGGCCGCAUCGCCGUGGCGCGUCGCAUGACCCGCGGCCUGCUGGAUGCGGAGGUGCUCGACGACCCGCUGUCGCCCAAGGGGCCCUCCCGCACCGCCAGCCCCGCGGGCCCCUCGCCUGCGCGCGUCCUCUCGCCUGCGCGCGUGCGCUCGCCGCCGCCCGAGCCCAGCGCCCAUGGCCUGCACGACCUGCAGCAGAGCGUCGCGCUGGACGUGUCGUUCCUGCAGGACCCGGCCGCCUACCAUGUGCUGCCCACCACCGCCCCGCUGCCGUUCCAGCACGCCGCCAACGUGCCCUCGGUCGCCGCCCCCAUCGACUCGCUGCUGCUCGCCGGCCACUACAGGCUCGCCGCCAUCGCCGCCGCCCGCAACAUCGUGUCUGCCGCCGCGCCCACCGACUACCCCACGCUCUUCCACCUCGUGCACAUCCGCCUGGCCUGCCUGUGCCUGGUCAGCGAGCACGCCCUGGCCGCCCAGGAGGCAAAGGUCCUGGGCGACCUCAACAGCGCCUUCUACCGCCACCCGCUGACCGGCGCGCAUCUGGUGCCCUGGGACCUGCGCCUGCUCGCCGUGCGCCUGACGGCCCUGGGCUACGGCGAGUGGCGCAAGGGCAUCAUGGGCUACUACGAGCUGGCCCGCGAGUGCCGCGAGAGCAUCGUCCGCGCCGUCGAGCACCCCGACAAGGCCCUCUGGCGCCGCAGACUGCGGGACUGCGGCAUCAGGGUUGCGAACACGCUGGUGGAGAUGGGCGACUUGGACGGUGCGGGCCGCCAUUUGGGCACACUGGCGCACGCCGACGGCGAGCCCGACGCCGCCGACGCGAGAGAAGUGCUGGUCAUGGAGACGCUGGUGUGGCUGCGCGUGGGCGACCUGGCAAGUGCCCGCCAGUGCCUGGCCCGCGCCUCCACAGCCGAGAGCGAUGCCCUGCUCGACGGCACCCUGGCAGCCCUGCUCCAGCUGGCCGACUCCGACUACGAAGCCGCGGCAGCAUCCUUCCGCGCCCUGCACGAGCAGUUCCCUGACGAUGCCAUGGUUGCCCAGAACCUCGCCGUGUGUCUGCUGUACACAGGGCAUAUUCCCGAUGCCCGAGGUCUGCUGUCCAACCUCGUCGACACCACCCCGCCUUUCCAUUCCAUGGUCUUCAAUCUGAGCACCGUCUUUGAGCUGUGCACCGAGCGCAAUCGGGACAGGAAGAUCGAGGUAGCAGAGAAGCUGGCGAGUCGCAAGGACGGCGGCGGCGUUGGCUGGGAGCGAAGCACCGUCGAGUUCAAGCUGUAG